AUGGCCACCGCAGACCCAAUUCCCUCGUCAUCACCGGCAUUUGGGACCCCGGCGCGGCCUUUUCGAAUCCCCAAGGCGAAUGCGCCUCCACCCAAAACCUCGAUAUUGCCGAUUUUACUUCCUCCGUCAACACUUCGACCGGUCGCUUUCCGUACCUUUACCCGCAAGCACAACCUGACAAUUUCGUCUUCGGCCCUACAAACAUUGGCGGCUUUUGUUGGCAAGAACUGUGGCUCAGGCUGGCGCGAAGAAGGUCUGGCAGAGCGCGUCCUCGAUGAGGUGGCUAAGAUCUGGAAGAGGGCCGGCGGAGGAGUCAUUGUCGAGGAAGGAAAAGGCGCGUCCUUGAAAGCAAUAUUGCAGACCCUGGAGGGGAGCAUGAGUGGUGGGAGAGUUCUCGCCGGGCGGCUGAAUUCUUACGAUGGGCCCGUCAAGACGUCCAGAAACGGAGAGGGCACAAGAAUUGAAUCGCUCAGCAGUCAUACGAACGGCUCCUUUACUACUGCCCAAGGAGACGGCGAUGAAGACGAAUCGCACCUGUCACUUCACCCCAGAACCUGGCUCAAGGUUAUUGCAGCUUCUGACAUUCCGCGCCUGACCUAUAAUAUCGACAAAAAGUAUUUCGAGGCUACGAAGUCGAAGCCCACUUUGUUUCCACCACCAUCCCACAAGACAGCUCUGUUCAGAGAUCGAUACAACCUUGUUUACCAGCGCCUACUUCGCAACGAGUCUUUCCAAACUUCCUCGGGGAUCACAGGUGUUCCUUUGCUGCAGCGUUCAUCAUCUAACCUGGCGACCCAGCAGAGCUACAAGCUCACCCCAAUUGCCAAUUUACUUGGCAGGAGCGGCACCUCACAUCUGCUCCUCGGCUUGCUUUCUAUCUCUCCGACUGGGGAUUUGUCUCUUGUGGACCUAACGGGAAGUGUAGCCCUGGACCUCAGCCAUGCACGGAUGAUACCUGAAGACGGCGCCUGGUUUGCGCCCGGGAUGAUUGUGCUCGUAGAUGGUAUCUACGAAGAGGAAGAAAUGGUCAAGGGGUCCGUUCUUGGUGGCAAUACGGGGGUUGGGGGGCUAUUGGCGGUCAUUUUGUUGGAGUAUCGAUUUGUGGUCCGCCGGACCGGCAAUCGUCAAGGUGGAGGAGAGAUCAGCUCGAGUGGAGGGUUUGGAUGGGUCGACUUCCUAGGGCUUGGAAGUGAACGUGCACAAGGUGUCCGAAUGAGAAGAAUCCAAGAAAAGUGCCUCCGAGGCGACCUGGAUAUGACGGAGCCAACGGCUCGGCUUAAGGUUGCGGUGUUGAGCGAGGUUAACCUCGAUAACAUGAGAACCUUGGACGCUUUGAAAAAGGUCUUUGGUGUCUACAAUGAUCUUUCUCGCGUUGAGCGCCCCCAGGUCUUCGUCAUGAUGGGCAACUUCGUGCAAAAGGCCAUCAUCAGUGGCGGUGGUCGGGCUGGAAGUAUUGAGUACAAGGAAUACUUUGACUCGCUUGCGGUGGUGUUGUCGGACUUUCCGGCGUUGUUACAGUAUUCCACUUUUGUUUUUGUCCCCGGCGACAAUGACCCGUGGGCCUCGGCAUUCUCAGCUGGAGCUGCGUCCACAAUUCCUCGCCAGCCCAUCCCCGAAUUGUUCACCUCCCGAAUCAAGCGUGCAUUCGCAACUGCCAACUCGGAGCUUGGGCGUUCAAAUUCAUCUGAACCCGUGGGAGAAGCGCUCUGGACGUCGAACCCAACACGUCUGACAUGGUUUGGACCAGUACACGAUAUUGCCAUCUUCCGUGAUGAUAUCUCAGGGAGAUUGCGACGCACCGCAGUGAACACCAAGUCCGAUGACGAGCCUGAUAUCACAAUGCAUGAAGCACUCGAUGGCCCUACGGGCAGCGCGGUUUCCAUCACACCUAACGAAGAAACCGAGCCGGUAGCCCAGGCCACUAAUCUUCGAACAGGUGCCGCUACCUCUAUGGCGCGCAAGCUGGUCAAGACCAUCUUGGACCAAGGGACAAUCUCCCCGUUCCCACUUCCCUUGCGACCCGUCCUGUGGGAUCAUGGGUCUGCCUUGCAAUUAUAUCCGCUGCCGACGGCCCUCAUUCUGGCAGAUGCCGAGGCGUCUCCGUUUUGCAUGACUUACGAAGGUUGUCAUGUCAUGAACCCUGGACGGUUGACUCCGGAGGGCGACAUUCCCACAGUGAGAUGGGUCGAGUAUGAUGUAUUGAGGAACCGUGGUAAAGUGAGGGAGGAGCGGUAUUAG
Molecule: messenger RNA, 2238 nt
Organism: Penicillium lagena
Lineage: Eukaryota; Fungi; Ascomycota; Eurotiomycetes; Eurotiales; Aspergillaceae
Product: DNA polymerase epsilon noncatalytic subunit
Exons: 2
Coding region: 1-2238 (745 amino acids)
Biological process (GO): DNA-templated DNA replication; error-prone translesion synthesis
Cellular component (GO): epsilon DNA polymerase complex
Molecular function (GO): DNA binding
Source: RefSeq, a predicted model, not a curated record